AACAAUAAAUAAUUGUUAUAUAAUAAUUUGGCAUAAUACUUAAUGUAUUUGUGCCAACAUUUCCAUAGUUUAUAUUAAUAUUUAAAAAUAACAAAUAUAUGAGUACAAAAUAUAUGAUGUUUGAACAUUAAAAUGUGUAAUUGUAUUAAUCGAAAGAAAAAAAAUCUGCCGUCAUUUCUAUAUAAAAAACAGUGGAAAAAAUAUUAAACCAAAAGGCUUUCAGUUCUAGACGUUGCUAUCGUUUCUUUGUUGAAGAGGUUUUUUUCUCAAGACAUAUCCGGGUUAAUGUCUUGUGACAGGCUAUUAUAUAGGGGAACUAACUUCGCAGAACCCUCAUUUUUCUGCACCGUAAUUACCUCUGCGUGUAUUUGUAUCACAAGCUCAUUAAUCAUUAUAUUAUAUCGCGUGCCUACAAUGUCGCCGAUGUCCCCGUGCGGUCGAAAGCGAACCCGAAAGCCGAGCCUAUGCAAACGAACAGAAAAUACGCGAUUAAAGCAGUACUUCUCUUCACUUUGCCGAAGUUAGAUCAAUUGAUCCGAUAUCGAAAUUCACAUCUUCGGCGAAAAGAGCUAGUAGAACUAGUUUCGUAAUCGCGAUCUGCGAGAUUAAUAUUCUUCCAGCUUCAAAGAUGUUGCGUCAUAAAAGGGUACAGCGAAAAUCGAGAACGUCUGAAAAAUAUGAUAAUUACAUAUAAUUGCAAUAAAAUUACAAUAAUUUCAAACAAUGCGGAAAUUCAAAAAGCAUUGAAGAAAUAUCUGAAAGCUAUCUUAGAUGUCUUUUAGAUAGCUUUUGGAUUCUUUUCAAUGUUUAAACACAUUGGAACCAUUACAAAGACUAUCUCCAAAAUGUAUAAUUUUUGGAUUAAUAUAAUAAAUUUUUUUAUCUUAGGGUGGAACAAAAACGACGAGAAGAAUGGCGAAGAAGGUAGCACCCGCGGCAUUGCAAACAGAAGUUGUUAAUGACGAAGAAUGGGCGAAGGUAUUGACGCGGAAGGGUUUAGUAGGCGAGUAAUUUUUAUCUUGUAUAAGUAUAGAAAUAUCUUUUCGAUUAGAUUGUUAUAAAAGGAAUUUUUGAUAUAAUGUCCUUGUUUAGUAGUAGAUGUGUACUCGGACUGGAGUGGUCCUUGCACAGGCAUGGUGAGCAUCCUGAAAAAGAUAAAGAUGGAAAUUGGAGGCGACGCAUUGAGUUACGCCACGGCAAAUUGCGAUCACGUCACCGAUUUAAAAAGAUUUCAAGGAAAGAGCGAACCCAUAUGGAUGUUUAUUCAUGAAGAACGAAUGAUCAAUUUAAUGUUUGGAGCGGAUUGUCCGCAGUUUGUGAAAAUGCUGACGACCGAACUCGAAAGGGUUCAAAACGGGGGCGAGCACGAAUUCUCGAUAGACGUUUCCAAGAUGAGUCCAGAAGAAGUAACACGAGUGAAAAUCGAGGAAGAGACAAAAAUAGCCAAGGAAAUAGCGAGAAAAUCUCGGAAAGAAGCUGAAGCUAAAGCGAGAUACGAGGCGGAGAUGCUGCAUCUGACGACAUCAUUGUGCAACGAGACUUGUCUGCUGCUGUUUCCCUGGAUAUUCAAAGACGAAGAAGGACGUAGAAGAGAUAAGAGGAUGAGUCCACCAUAUGUGGAAUUAGUUGAAGAAUUAUUACCGGAAAAUUACACUGUGGAACAAGAGAUACGCAAACGACUGAAUGAGGAUUUGCUCCGGCAGAUGCUCGAUGAAUCUACAUAUAGUUUUUCGGAAGCUACCAAACAAUUGCUCUUUGAUGGCAAAUGUAUGUUUAUGCGAUUGAAGAUUGUCGAAGGGAGAAAGAAUCUGGAAGUUCAUAAUUAUCUGUGCAGUAUUCUGUUCAAUGAACCAACAUUACCGGAAACAGACGACUGUUUAAAUGAAGAUUGUUACGCCGGAAAACAUUGCCCAGCUUUUGACAUUCCUGACAAGGAAAAUAGAAAAUUUCCUUUUGUUUGGACACCUCCAAAUCCUAGAAACAAGGCAAUUGUUUUUCGUACAAUAUUCAAUGUUUAUACUAACACAACAUAUCCGUAUGAAGAUAAAAUGACAAAAGUGCCAAUAACCAUCUUCAAAUAUGAUUAUACGCGUAAAAAUGAUUUAAAAAUGGUGUUGGACAUGUUCAACGAUGAGGUCCUCAAUUUUGGUAUAUUUGAAUAUGAUAAACCGCCUGAGGCUAAGAUAAUUGCCAAAAGUAUAGAGACAUUCGAGAUGAACACGGAAGAGAAGACAGGGUAUUCUCUUCUAUCAUAUACAUAUAUAUAAAAUUAAAAAAUUCAGUGAUGUAAUCCAUUUUUCCAGAAUUUAAAAAAGUUAAUCUAUAAUUUAAUUGUGACUUUCUUCUUUAAAAACUAUGGACAAUAUGCUAUA
Molecule: messenger RNA, 2372 nt
Organism: Formica exsecta
Lineage: Eukaryota; Metazoa; Arthropoda; Insecta; Hymenoptera; Formicidae
Exons: 8
Coding region: 1134-2267 (377 amino acids)
Source: RefSeq, a predicted model, not a curated record